CCCUUACCCAUUACUUUCAACCCCUUUCCACCCAAUCUUAUCGCUCAAUUCUUGAAGACAAGCAAGAAAAUCAAUUGCGAUUCAUACGUUUCAGACCAUGGGCUCUCUCGAAGAAUCUCUUCAUGUUGUCAUUGUAGGAGCAGGCCUCGGAGGUCUCGCCUUAGCAAUCGCCUGCAGAAGGCAGGGCUUCAAGGUCACCGUCUUUGAGUGGGCGCCUAAGCUUCUACCCAUUGGCGAUUCUAUCGGGUUUGGUUGCAACUCUUCGAGAAUAUUGGAACGGUGGGGCCUCAUGCCGGAGCUCGAGGCAUUGACUUGCAAGGCCGAAUUCUGCGCCAUGAACGAUUGGAACGGCAACCACCUUGGAAUUGAUCGAGCUCAAGGUGAAGCGAAAGCGAAAUAUGGCGUUCCGAGCCUGGUAGUGCACCGCGGUGACGCUCACCAAAUCUUCCUCGACCAUGCGAUCAAGAACGGAGCGGAUGUGAGAUUGGACGCCAAGGUUGUAGAUUACGACAACGACAAGCCCAGUGUUACACUCCAAAACGGCGAGGUUCAUAUUGGAGAUGUGGUGAUUGCAUCAGACGGUGUUAAGAGUCUAGGAAGGAAACAGGUUCUGGGUUACUUCGAUAAGCCGCUUCAUAGUGGUUAUUCUGUUUGGCGAGCAUACGUUGAUGCUUCAGAGUACCAGAACGAUCCCCUGGUAAAGAAGUUUGUUGAAAAAGGUGACACAUUCACACUUUGGAUUGGUAAGGAUGUCCACGCAUUUGUUAUUACGACACAAGAUGGUGGUCGGAUCAAUGCUACCAUGACACAUACUGAUGAUGCGGAUGUCGAGGAGGGCUGGAUGUCUCCUGGUUACAAGAAGGAUAUAUUGGAGAACCUCAAAGGCGCCGACCCCUCUUUGGUUCGCGUUUGGGAAUUGAUUCCUGAAGACAGAAUUCUAGAUUGGAAACUCGUCUAUCGUCGAUGUCUCGAUAAAUGGGUUGCAGACUCCGGGCUAGUUGCAAUCAUGGGAGAUGCUGCUCAUCCUUUCUUGCCUUCGUCUUCCCAAGGUGGGAGUCAAGCCAUUGAGGAUGGAGCUACAAUUGCGAUGUGCUUGGCCAAAGCUGGCAAGGCGAACAUACCUUUGGCUCUGCACACGUACUUCGAAAUCCGUCAUGACCACGUGCUCAGAGCGCAGCAGGCAGGUAUUACCCAGCGCGACAAAUGGCACCAUAACCAUGACGAUGAUGGAAAGCUGGUAAAAGAGAUCAAGAAAUCCGAGGAAGAUAUCUUGGAUGAACCCAUCCUAGACAGUUCAAUUCUCUGGCACCACGACGCCGAAAAGGUCUGCGAGGAGAAGUACCCCGCUGCGUCUGCCAAGGUGGCUUCCAAGCUUGGAAUUGCAAAGGUAGCUAGCUAAAUUAUGGUGAUUGUCUCGUAC
Messenger RNA from Cucurbitaria berberidis CBS 394.84, 1420 nucleotides. Its product is annotated as FAD/NAD(P)-binding domain-containing protein. Bases 98 to 1399 code for a protein of 433 amino acids. Gene Ontology annotation, biological process: secondary metabolite biosynthetic process. The record is from RefSeq and is a predicted model, not a curated record. The transcript is spliced from 3 exons. Gene Ontology annotation, molecular function: FAD binding; monooxygenase activity. NCBI's taxonomy places the organism in Eukaryota, Fungi, Ascomycota, Dothideomycetes, Pleosporales, Cucurbitariaceae.